This is a messenger RNA of Melitaea cinxia (Glanville fritillary), 4662 nucleotides long. Its product is annotated as CD109 antigen-like. The record is from RefSeq and is a predicted model, not a curated record. Lineage: Eukaryota; Metazoa; Arthropoda; Insecta; Lepidoptera; Nymphalidae. Bases 294 to 4529 code for a protein of 1411 amino acids. The transcript has 25 exons. Gene Ontology annotation, molecular function: endopeptidase inhibitor activity. Gene Ontology annotation, cellular component: extracellular region.
UCCUCACAGUUUUGGACGGUGGAGGUAGAGUGGGUGCAGUGGUAAGUGACGCGCAGUUUUCGCAAGGCUUCGCGGCGCCCCACCGCACGACCUGCGCAGGCGCCUCAACCGCGCGACUUGCUGUAGGUACUCAGUCAUUCUUCGACAUUGCGACUCGUGGCCACUACGCGCUGGUCCGAGAACACCGCACUAUUAUGUGUAUCUGAUGUAAACGAUCUGUGAUAUAGUGUUAAGUUACAUGCAAUAACUGAAAGUGAACGAUAUCAAUCAAGUGAAAACUCACGGAUAUUAUAAUGGCACUUAAUAUAGACAAAAUGACGACUAACGCAACGCUGUUUUACUUUUUAACGAUUUUGAUCGUAUCAAGCACAGUACAAUGCGUAUCAGUCGUAGGCCCAAAAAUGCUAAGGCCGUUUGGGAACUACAAAGUGUCAAUUGCGGGGGGUUCCCGAGCCCACAAUCUAUAUGUAGCUGUAGAGGGCAAGCGAGCGACUGGGGAGCAGUUCUCGCAGGGAAGAGUAGUGCAGGUCCCAGCAGCGGCUUCAAGGCUAAUAGAUCUUGAAAUAGGGGACCCGGGACCCGGUCGAUACAGAUUGGUGGCCCGAUCUACUUCAGGCCCACAGUUCGCAUCAUCAGCUUCCUUAAUCUAUCAACCGAGGAGCUUUUGUAUCUUCAUACAAACAGAUAAAAAAGUAUAUCAACCUGGUGACACUAUCAACUUCAGGGUGGUCGCUUUAGACAAGUACUUGUUACCGUUGUCGAACACGGUGGAUGUGAGCGUGUUGGACACGGGAGGGUCGCCAGUGCGUCAGUGGGCAGCAGUGUCUUUGAACACUGGGAUAUUCGCCGAGGAGCUCCUUCUAGCUGAUGAACCAGCGCUGGGACAAUGGACAAUACAAGUAGAAAUUCGGGGUCAAAAGUAUUCCAGACAAAUAAUGGUAGCCGAUUAUGUGCAGCCGAAAUUUGAGAUGGAUGUUCAAAUGCCAAAGGAAAUGCUAUUUAGCGAUGGACGCUUUAAUAUAAAUGUAACUGCCAGACAUUUCAAUGGACUCCCAGUUAAAGGGGAACUGACAAUAUCCGCGUAUGCCGUAUUCUUCUCGGGAUUAUUACAACCCGUAUUCUCAACACCAGCUCGAAAAGUCAUCGAUUUCGACGGCCAUGCAAAUAUGGUGUAUGAUCUGAAAACAGAUCUAGAUCUCGCUGAAGAUGCUGCAAGACCUUUGGUCGUCGAAGCCAUUCUAGAGGAAAAAAAUACCUUGAUACGUCAAAAUGUUUCAACAAGGAUUCUACUACUGCGGACGCCUUAUAGGCUUAAAGUUACAGCUCCCGACCGCUUUAAGCCAAGUCUUCCAUACAUCGUGCAAAUUGAAUUAGUAAACUCAGCUGGUCAAACUAUGGAAAUGUCAGGAGAUGUAGUUGUCGAAAGGCUGUGGGAUGAUGGAACUCCUGUCAAUAAAACUACCGUAGCUCUUAAUAAAGGCUUCGCAAAAUACACUUUCACACCAGAUGUUGCUCAUACAAAUUCAACACUCAAUUUAGUGGUUAAAUACAAAGAAAUAUCAGAGAGAGUGGUCAACGUUCACAAGAGCCUGGACACCGGUGGGCAGUUCCUAGUGAUAGAGCUUUUGACUCGCAAUACUUCGGUGGGAGAUGAGAUGCGAGCGCGGAUUACUGCGACUGAACCUAUGGAUCUCGUUCACUACGUCAUCAUAGGACGUGGUGAUAUUCUCGUUGCGAAGACUUUAGAAUUGAGUCCGGCGCGCCGCAGCGUGGACGUGUCGGAGCGCGUGUCGGCGGGCAUGGCGCCGGGCUGCGCGCUGCUGGCGUGGCACCCGCGCGUGGCGGGCGACGCUCUGCUCGCCGCGGCCGUGUACGCGCCGCACUGGCAGCUGCUGCAGCACCAGGUGUCAGUGGCGUCAGUAAGUUCAGGCUCGGUACUACGGCCUAACGGGCUGGUGGAGUUUCGCGUAUCGGGAGAGGCGGGCGCUCAAGCUGCUUUACUCGGAGGGGACGAGAACUCCAUCGCGAACGGCCUGGCUGAUGAGAACGGACUGGGUAGCGGCCUCGAUAUGCACACGAUCGAACGAGAAGUGGAAAGUUUCAGCGGUUUAAAGCAUUCACUCUUCAAAAAUGAAGAUUAUUUACCAAGUUUUGGUAUUGACUUAGGUGGACGGAACUCUUCUGACGUUUUUAGCAACGCAGGUUUGGUGAUUCUGACAGAUGGGCUCGUCAUUUCAAGUGACAAUAAAGGUAAACCUCAUUGUAGCAACACGGAGACGGGCACGCGCGCGCCGGCCGCCGGCCCCUACGCCUUCAGCCGCGUGCCGCCGCCGCCCGCGCCGCGCCACUACCUCACGCGCCCGCUCGCGCCACUCCACACCUGGAUGUUCGCCAACCUCACGCUCGGUGCCGAUGGCAUGGGAACCAGGGAACGCUGGUCACCAAUCACUCCCGGAGAGUGGUUAGUAGGAGCGUUUGCAGUACACCCGACCCUGGGUCUGGGUCUAGCGGCCCCACAAAAACUGACCACCGCGUUUCCACUCUCCAUGACUGCCGAGCUACCCGAAUCUCUGCAAAAGGGAGAAACUAUAGCGAUCGUCAUAACGAUCAAGAGUUCCUUAACCGUGGACACCAAUGUUGAAGUCACUUUCCAUAAUUCCGAUCAAUAUUACGAAUUCGAACCCUUAGAAAAUAAUGUCGAUUCAUCUAAAAAGAUCGAGCUGUUCCGGCGCGCGCGAGUGCCGGUCCCGGCGCGCUCGCUGGCCAGCACCGCCUUCCUCGUGACCGCGGUGCGCGCCGGCGAGGCGCCCGUCAUCGCGGAGGCCAACGGGAACGGCGUCUCCGCCUCCAUGUUCCGCACCAUCGAAGUCAAGGAUGGUUAUGUUGAGGAUAUUUGGUCCUGGGCACUCCUGGAUGCUCGGCGAGGAGUAGCUCGCGCCAACAUAACUUUAUCACCAGCAGCGGGCACAAAGCUCGGAACUGUGUCGCUAGAAGCUACUGGAGAUCUACUGGCUAAUGCUCUGAGAGCUAUAAAGUCAGCACCCGUUGUCGCAGCGGAUGCUAAUUAUGCACUACGACCAAUGGCUCGGGCUUGUAUUUUGCUAGACUACCUUCAGGCAACAGAACAGGACGACGAGACAACCAUAGUGAAAGAGGCCCGCGUACAAGCAGCAACCGGAUACCAGCGACUCAUGGCUUUUCGCCAACCAGAUGGCUCCUUCUCACAAGAAAUCGGUGAAAAUGCCGCACCUGACGUCUGGAUGACGUCGUCGGCGGCGCGCUGGCUGGCGCGCUCGUCGCGCUACGUGGAGGUGUCCCCGGAGGCGGGCGCGGCGGCGGCGCGCUGGCUGGCCGCGGCGCAGCUCGCGGACGGCAGCUGGCCGGCGCCGGCGCCGGCGCGCGCGCACUGCCCGCGCCUGCAGCGGCCCGUGCCGCUCACGGCGCACGCGCUGGUCGCUCUGCUGGAAACCAAGGCAAACGACUUGCUAUACAAGAACUCGGUGGAGAAGGCGACGGAUUACCUGGUCCGCGCGAUGUCUCCAGCUCUGGACGCUCCGGCACUCGCGGCUCUGGCGGGCGCGCUCGCGGUCGCGCGACACCCGCAGGCCACACAGGCACUGGAGCUACUCGAGCGCUAUGCCAACACUUCCGGAUCUGCGUUAUACUGGGCACGAAAGAUACCCGACUCAGAGUGGAAAAAUCCAUGGCUAGUUGGAAACAGUCUAGAAGCUUCGACAGCUGCGUGGGGCUUGCGAGCUAUGCUGUCUGCUAAUCUUAUAGACGAAGCUGUUCCGGUUGCUCGUUACCUGCUGCAGGCGUUAGGUCCGAAGGAUCAAGAUCCCGAUGUGUUGGACGCCUUGUCCCAGUUCGCUCAAACCAUAAAAACAUCGACAAAGCUGAGGGUGUCCGUCGCGGUGGCCGGCUCUGAGGAGCCGCGCCAGUUCAACAUCGACGACGACAAUGCUCUUAUCAUACAGACACAGUUGGUGCGCGACGUGCGGCGCGCGAGCGCGUGGACGGAGGGGCGCGGCGUGGGCGCCGUGGGGCUGGCGGCGCGCGGCCACUCCAACGUGACGGCCGCCUGGCCGCGCUACACGCUCGACCCGCGCGUCGACCAGGUGUCCACGCGCGAGCGCCUGCAGCUCUCCGUCUGCGUCGGAUUUGUGCCUAUAGCAAAUGAAACUGAAAGUGGACUAGUUUUGCUAACAGUAGAGUUGCCCUCCGGGUACCUAGCAGAUAUACACACGAUUACGGAGUUAACGGCGGCGCGGCACGUGGCGGGCGCGCGCGCGCUGCGCGGCGGCGCGGCGGUGCGCGCGUGGCUGCGCGCCGGCCGCCGGGAGCGCUGCGCCACGCUGGCGGCGCCGCGCGCGCUGCCCGUGGCGCGCCAGCGCCCCGCGCCCGUCUCGCUCGUCGACCUCUACGACUCCAGUACGCACCUGCCUGUAUACGUUUACUGUGCACCACCUCUCGCUGCGGCACUUUCGUUCCGAGACUCACGAUACCCUUCCUCAUCAUCCCCGGCGUGAUAUUAUGAAUAUAAAUAUUUCCAUCGCCUACUGAGUGCUCUUAAAUUCCCUUUUAUUUUUUAUAACUAGUGAGCGAUAGCCGUUUCGAAAGUAAAGGAUACAAUAUUCGAAUACUUUUGUUUAUAAACGACUU